CUGCAGUCUCUCAAUAGCAGCUGCAGUAACAGAGACACAGCACGCCCAUCACAACCUCUGUACUCCCAAGCAGCUAACAUUGAAGAGAAAGGGGAAGAACCAUAAUGGCGUCGGCAUCUUCCCAGCUGGACCCAGAUCUAAUGAGGGAGGUUCUUGAAUGCCCUAUCUGCCUGGAGACCUACAACCAGGAACAAAUGAGACCCAAACUCCUGCAGUGUGGUCACACAGUGUGCCGGCAGUGUCUAGAGAAGCUGUUGGCUAAUACCAUCAACGGUGUGCGCUGCCCCUUCUGUAGCAAGGUCUCCCGUAUGAGCAGUAUCUCCCAGCUGGCUGAUAAUCUCACUGUGCUCAAGAUCCUAGAUUGUACUAUGUCCUGCAGUGCUGCCGCUGCUGCCCUCAUGUGUAAGUCCUGCUGCAACCGUCUACCACGACAGUACUGCCAUGACUGUGCCACAGUCCUCUGUGAGCUCUGUAAAGGGGAGGGCCACCUCCAUCAAGGCCAUUCAGUCCAGCCGAUUAGGGUGGCUGCUGAACAGCGUCGUAAAGAACUGGGUGGUAAGCUGGCUGCUCUGCGUGAUGCUAUGGGUGAAAUUCAGAAGAAAAAGACAGCUAUUGAAAACAUUUCCAAGUCUUUGAGACUGAAGUACCGGGCAGUGCAGCAGGACUAUACUACAGCAGAGCUACGGCUUCAAGAGGAACUCAGCAGGUCUCGAAGGACAUUCACAGCUUCCAUGGCAGAAGUGGAAAAGCUCAAUGGGCACGUCCUGGAGGAGCAGACAUAUCUCCUUAACAUUGCGGAGGUAAAAGUGGUGUCACGCUGUGAUUAUCUCACAAUGCGGGUGAGGCAGACUGAUAUCGCCCUGCUAAAGGAUGAUGGUGGAGGCAGUGACGAUGAAGAGCUGGAUCUGAGGAGCAGCUUGCCCACCAUGUUUCAGCUGCAAGAGCCAGAGCUAGUCCGAACAGAGCACUCUAAGCCUGUAGAAGUGGGCCAGUUGACCACAAACACUUACACUGUCAAUACAGACGACGAGGAGAGUGGGUUGGAGAUUGCACUUGAAGGUGAUGUAGAGGGUGUAGCUGGAGCAGCAGCUAUGGGUGGUGCUAUGGGUGCUCCAAUGGAUCUUUACCGAGAUAUUGACAUGGUUGCAGCUGUAGAGGAGGCAGUAUGUGGUUCACCAAGCAGCUUUAAGUCCAAGUCCAUGGAUGCAGGUGGGGGAUCACCUGCAGGAGCCGGGGCAAGUGCAGGGCCCCCAGUCUGCCAGUUUGUGAAGAAGAUGGGCUGUAAGGGAACUCUACCUGGGAUGUUCAAUUUGCCUGUCAGCAUCUGUGUAACACCACAGGGUGAGGUGCUGGUGGCAGACCGUGGCAACUACCGUGUCCAGAUAUUUAAUCGCAAAGGUUUCCAGCGUGAAAUCCGCCGAAAUGCCAGUAGCAUUGACAACUUUGUUCUGAGCUUCCUUGGGGCUGACCUGCCUAAUCUCAUCCCCUUAUCCAUUGCUGUCACUCCUCAAGGUCUGAUUGGGGUCACUGACAACUACGAUAACUCAGUUAAAGUCUACACUAUGGAUGGACACUGUGUGGCUUGCCACAAGAACCAACUGAUUAAACCCUGGGGUAUAACUGCAAUGCCAUCAGGCCAGUUUGUGGUAUCAGAUGUGGAAGGCGGCAAGCUGUGGUGUCUAGCAGUGGACCGCAACGUGGGUGUGGUCAGCUACAACCGACUGUGCUCUGCUGUUCGGCCAAAGUUUGUGACAUGUGAUGCAGCUGGAACAGUCUAUUUCACCCAGGGCCUGGCCCUGAACUUUGAGAAACGCCACAAUGAGCCCCACCUGGAGGGUGGCUUCUCCAUUGGUUCAGUGGGCACUGAUGGCCAGCUGGGCAAGCAGCUCAGCCAUUUCUUCUCAGAGACAGAGGACUUCCGCUGUAUCACUGGCAUGUGUGUGGAUGCCAAUGGGGAUUUGCUGGUAACAGACAGUGGUAGGAAAGAAAUCCUCCAGUUUCCCAAAGAGGGUGGAUUCAAAAUUCUCAUCCAGGAAGGGCUGACCUGCCCUGUGGGAGUGGCCACCACCCAGAAAGGACAGCUGCUAGUGCUGGAUUGUUGGGACCACUGUAUCAAAGUCUACUCAUACAUUCAGAGGAGGCAUUCCUCUACUUCUUAGAGGAACAGUCCAGUCUAUCUGCACAUGGGAGGUUUAGAAGGUAUGCGUGUAGGGAAGUUUGGCAAAGGUA
Toxotes jaculatrix (banded archerfish) is the source of this 2229-nucleotide messenger RNA. It is a transcript of the gene trim32, whose product is annotated as tripartite motif containing 32. The coding region runs from base 105 to 2159 and encodes 684 amino acids. NCBI's taxonomy places the organism in Eukaryota, Metazoa, Chordata, Actinopteri, Toxotidae. The record is from RefSeq and is a predicted model, not a curated record. The transcript is spliced from 2 exons. Gene Ontology annotation, molecular function: zinc ion binding; protein binding.